UCUCCAUUGAUUUCUUCCGAACUAUUGUUCGAUAACCUUGUCGGUGAGUAAGUCGCGUGUACUGCAGUUUUAUUCUGUGACAAAAGUCAAGAGGUGACACUAAUGUAAAUGUUUGUCAUAAUUUAAUGAUGUGCUGUUUAAGACUUUUAGAUUUAUUCCUAGUGAUUGUUCUAGCGAUUACAACUCUACUGGUUUACUCACAACCACCAAAACAACCUAUCAGUUUUCUGCUGGUUGGUAAAACAGGUAGUGGUAAGAGCACUACAGGGAAUACAAUUCUUAGGAAAAAAGUAUUCAAAACUGGAGCAAGUUUCACAUCUGUCACAAAAACUAUUGAAAGUAGUUUUUCCGCGUACCAAGGAACGAAAAUAACAGUUGUGGAUACUCCAGGAUUCAUGGAUACUCAAAUGGAAAAUCAAAUUUUGGCUGACAUUCACCUUCAAUCCAUCCAUGCAAGCCCGACAGGAUUCGAUGCUUUUUUGUACGUUGUUCCCUAUGGUGCAAGAUUUACUGAUUGGGACACAACAGUGAAAGAAAACUUUAAGGAAACUUUUGGAGAGGAUGUUAUUAAAAAAAUGUCUAUUAUUGGUGUAACAAGGGGAGACCAAUACAGCCCCGAAGAAACUAAAACAAAAGAUUUUCAAGACUGGUAUAACAAACAGAAAGGUGGAUUCAAAGAUCUGAUUGAUGAAAGUGGUGGGAGAGUUGUUUUAAUCAACAAUAAACUGACCGAUAUAGAUCAGAAUGAUCAAAUAGAGAAACUAAUUGAAAUGGUGAAAAAAAUUAAAGGCCAUUAUAACCAAAAAGACUUUGAUCAAGCUAAAGAAAGAAUUAAAAUCAGAAGAAAAGUUACAGCAGACCUUAAUGACAUUAAACAGCUUUACAAAGGUGAUAAAACAAUAGAAAUGUUAGAAGAUGUUCAGCAUAAAGUGCAUGCUCUGCUUAAUUAUGCCAACACAAAAAUCAGGCUGUACCCAACUCUGAAACCUAUAGCUCACCAAUUACAACCUCUGGCUGAAUCUGUACAACGUGAGUUAGAAAGAAAACGUAGACAAGAAGAAGAAGCUAGAAGAAGUGCAGAAAACAGAAACAGAGAAUUGUCCAGAGAAACGGCAGUCACAGCUUCUGGCCCAUCAUUUUUAGAAUUUCUUAUUGGGGCUGCUCUGUUUAUAGGUGGUUUCUUUCUUUUUUUCUAAACAAUAGUAGUACAUUAUAGUCAAAAUAAACGUAAUGAAAAAUUAUAACGUUUAGUCUUAUUAGUAUGGUGUUGCUUUUAACACUUGUAUGUAAUUGAUAUGAUCACUUCUGCAUUGUAAGCGGUGUUUUGACCACAAGUGGUUUGACCAUAGACCGUUGAACAAUAGGUAGUUUGUCUGCGGUAAGACCUAGACCGCAGGUGGUUUGUCCAUUAUUUAUUCUCACAGAUUUUAGAAGGCAGUGAUUUAUAUCUUGCCCAAAGUAUAAUAAGAAAGGUACAUAAGGUAUACUAGUCCAAAAUGGUACAGGAAAAUUCCACCAGUCUAGGCUUUUACAGGAAGGUUCAACCUGUACAAGACUCCAUGCCAGCAAUGAACAACACCGACGAUGUGCUGACACACUUAAUCCAAUGUCGUUGUAUUUCGGGCCGUGGAGACAAUUAUAUCUGUACACUAUUUUUAAUUAAAAAAUGGAAUCAAAUACAUACAACAGACGAUAGUGUAGUACGGAAGAAGAACAUUUGUGUAGGUUGUCAUCUCAGUCUAAGGUAUCACCUACACUAAAAUAAUAACUCAGCAAUAUAGGCCUACAUUUCCUUUAGCAGUCUGCAUUAUGACUUAUGUUUUAUAAAUAUUUGUACAUUUCUGCGCUGUAGUAUUCAUCAUCUUUUUGUAUUUAAUCGGUUGGCUUUAGUUUAUCUUUCCAUGUAUACCAUUU
Molecule: messenger RNA, 1914 nt
Organism: Physella acuta
Lineage: Eukaryota; Metazoa; Mollusca; Gastropoda; Physidae
Product: GTPase IMAP family member 4-like
Molecular function (GO): GTP binding
Source: RefSeq, a predicted model, not a curated record